AUGUUAAUUAAUUUUUGGAAUAAUAAAAUAUUAAUUAAAUUAUUAUUUUUAACAAAUUUAAUAAAAGGAUUACCUCAAAAUUUGGAUCCUUUUUUAGAAAAAUUAUUUGAAACACCAGAAUGUGAAGUAUUUAUUUCUGAUAGCUCUUUUUUGGCUGUUUCAACAAUUGAAUGUCACCCUUUUAAAUGUAAUUUCCCUUACCAACUUUGUAUGCGUCCUUCCAACCAAUAUCAAAAUGAAGCUGCAAAUAAUUGUCGGGAAUUGCCAGAAAAAUGUUUGAUUGCUGCAAAUGAAGGGAAACCUUUAGAAACACCAAAAACACCGAAUACAACAACUACUAGUCCAAAACCCCCUUUACCUCAACCAAUUAUUUCCAAUCAGUUAACAAUUUGUGAUCAAUUACCAGCUGAAGGACGUUUUUGUGGAUUUCGUUUAAAGUUUGCCUUUAAUAGAGAAACACGCACUUGUGAUCAGUUUUGGUUUCCUGGUUGUCGAAAAGAAGGCAACAAUAUUAACUCUGAUAAUCUUUUUGAUACAUUUAAUGAAUGCAUAAAAGCUGUUCAAUAUUGCAUUAAAGAAUCACCGGCUACAAUAUCCCAACAACAAAAACCUCUACCAAACGAAGAAAACAUUCGUCCUCUACCAAUACCGACAGAAAACCAUUUGGGGAAUAAUUUUAGAGGACAACCUCCUCCACCCCCUACUAUACAGACGGGAAAUAGAGGAAUCGAAACCCCUUUUGGACAGGCUGGUCAAUUUAUUCGUUUAAUAACUAAUACAAUAAGAGAAGUUAGAGAAAGAGGGAAUAAUGGAGGGGGAGGAGGCGGUGGGGGAGGUGAAGGAAAUACUCAACAAGGUAUUCGUUUUGAUCCAAGUCAAUUAGGCGGACUUCUUCAAUCAUUGUUUGUUAAAUAA
Messenger RNA from Meloidogyne enterolobii, 915 nucleotides. The record is from the annotation of a GenBank genome assembly. Lineage: Eukaryota; Metazoa; Nematoda; Chromadorea; Rhabditida; Meloidogynidae.